Linum trigynum is the source of this 1724-nucleotide messenger RNA. Lineage: Eukaryota; Viridiplantae; Streptophyta; Magnoliopsida; Malpighiales; Linaceae. The record is from the annotation of a GenBank genome assembly.
AUAAUUACUUACUUUUUACUCUAUUUGCACCCCUCUACUUUUUCAUCCAAACAACAAUUUACCCUUCCACUUACACUCUCCACCAAGUUGCACCCCCCAACAAUUUACCCCUCAACUUGCACCCCCCUCGAACUUGCACCCCCCUUGUUGCCAAACAUAGUGUUAAGGAGGUCGAGACUUAAUUUCUGGCGCUUUGCCUAUGCGGAUUCUGCUUGCUGGAGGAGGAUGAGUGUCAUUUUGGCAUGAUAUAUAGUUGGAAUCCGGGGGUUCGAUUAAUUGAUCGAGAAGUUCCCAUGCACGUGUGGCAGCAGCGACCACUUUCUGCAUUCUAUUCCCUUGAUGUUGUCAAGAUGAUGAAGCUGAGAUUCAUGAAGGUGAAGCACUGAUGCAGAGCUGAAUUGGAAUCGAAGAUGCAGAGCAGAACUGGAAAUGAAGAACAGCUGAAGAACGCGUUUCGGACUCGAAGACGAUUCGUUGUAUGGGAAACGUUUCGAGCCUUCGUCCGGAACGCGUCGUCGUUUUACUUGUAAGUGGAGUUGGUUCCACAUUAGCUUAUUAGCAUUCACCACGUGUCAGGGUGAUUUUGUUUUUUCGUUUUAUUUACCGUUGGAGAACACUAAAACUUGAAACCCUUUAUAAAGGAAUCAACCCUGCAUCUGUUUGGCUUUGCAGGUUUUCGAUCAACCUUUGCCUUCCAUACAUUUUCUACAUGGUAUCAGAGUCUCAGAUCUGAUCCUCGACAACAAUGGCUACCGGCUCUCCUUCUACUCCUCCUAACAGUGGAACGUCUACUGGUGGAGGUUUUCAGUUCGGCAGCUUCAACGAGGAUCAGACUCAGGCUGGCAGAGGUGAGAUCCAGUUUGGCAACCCUUAUUAUCUUAAUCCCAACGAGAAUCUGUCUCAGUCGCUCGUCGCUGAGCUUUUGGAUGGUACUAACUAUUCUAUGUGGAGCCGAUCUAUGCAUAUGGCGUUGAAAACCAAGCACAAGCUGGGUUUCAUUGAUGGGUCUAUCCCUGCUCCGCCAGCUGGUAGUGCUCAUUUCCAUCUCUGGGAUGGUUGUAACACUGUUGUUAUUUGUUGGAUUGUCAAUUCCUUGAAGAAGGAAAUUGCUCGUAGUGUUCUGAAUCACGAGAAUGCUCGUGUUCUGUGGGAUGAAUUGAAGAGACGAUUUGGGCAACCUAAUGCUUUGCGCAUUAUCAAUUUGGAGGAUGACAUUCAUGCUUGCAAACAGGGUGAUCGAACCAUUACUCAGUACUACACUGAGAUUAAAGGAUUAUGGGAGGAUUAUCUGCAGUUUUCCCCUAUUGUUCCCUGUCCUUGUGCUCCUAAUAAUCAUGUUCCUUGCCCUGUUGUAGUCGCUUUUCAAACUAAGCAAGAAACUGAUUAUCUGAUUCGUUUCUUAAGAGGGCUUAAUAAGGAGUAUGAGGUUGUGAAGACACAACUACUCAUGAUGAAACCUUUACCCACUGUUACCGCUGCUAUUGAUGAUUUGCUUUUACAUGAACAAAAGCUGAAAGGGGAUCAGACUAAGUCUAAGAACAGUCAAUCUAUUGCUCUUGAUGUUGGUAAUCAGUAUGGUAGGGAUCAGUCAAAAGCAUGGUAAAGGAAACCGUACCGGAGGUCAUACCGGAUCCGUCAGCGGUAGGGUAUUUUGCGGUACGACCGUGGUUCAAUCGUUGUGUACCGGCAAAAUACCGUUUUUGUAAUUAAAAAAUAUUUCUUGG